Molecule: messenger RNA, 969 nt
Organism: Lobosporangium transversale
Lineage: Eukaryota; Fungi; Mortierellomycota; Mortierellomycetes; Mortierellales; Mortierellaceae
Product: MAGE family-domain-containing protein
Exons: 7
Coding region: 33-917 (294 amino acids)
Biological process (GO): DNA repair
Cellular component (GO): nucleus
Source: RefSeq, a predicted model, not a curated record
GUUCUUGACUUUCACGGAAAAAUUUAGCAGCCAUGGCCGACCGGCGGAGACGCGUUGUGAUUGAUGACGAUGAAAAUUAUACAUCAAAAGCUUCCAAUAAGCGCGGUGCAUCCACUAAUGGCCAAUCCUCAGGAUCACUGAAGCGAACAAUGAGAGACGACGACAGCGACCAGGAUUCAGACCAUCAAGCGUCAGCAUCAUCGCGUUCAGCAGGACUCAGAAAUGGCGCGGAUAUACCUCCAGAAGAUUUCGAAAGACUUGUCAAAGAUGUAGUACGCCUGGCAAUCUUCACAUCUCAUUCUGAACAAGCUCUAAAAAGAGAGGAUAUAAAAAAUGUGUUGAAUGACCACACAAGACUAUUUGACGUUGUUAUCCAAAAAGCUCAGGAGAGACUUCGGGAUGUAUUUGGAAUGGAGAUGGUAGAACUCUCAACAAAGGGCCGUACUAAGAAUGCAAAUGAGAAGGGAACCAAAACAUAUAUGCUCAAGAAUAUCCUUCCGGUAGAUCUCAUUACAGCUGAUGUCAUUGACUGGGGACAGGAGCUCGAAGAUAUUGGACUAUUGAUGGUUAUUUUAAGCCUGAUCAUGGUUCGCCAAGGAGCUAUUUAUGAGAGUGCACUGAUGUCUCAUUUUCGGAGACUGUUGCUUUUAGAGGAUAACUCUCCUUUUGGAGAUAUUCAUAAGAAAUUGGACAUUUUAAUUCGGAAGCGGUACCUAGAAAAAUUCAAGUUAGAACAUAUGGAUGAUUCUGGAGAAAAGGUCGAGAUGGAGUAUCGGUGGGGUGCACGCGCCAGGAUUGAGGUCCCAGAAAUGAAUGUUGUGAAGUUUAUACAAGAGGUAUUUGGUCGUGAAGCUCCAUUAGAGCUAGAGUCAAGCAUUAUGAAGGCUGCUGGUAUCAAAGCCAAGGAUGCUGCUUAAUAUCGAUAAACGCGCUGCUAUUUUUCUAUUAAUUUGUAUAAUUAUGAAUUAU